CCUUCUCCAGUGGGUACCGAUAUCACUAUGACUACCACGGCAGACUGUUGGCUGGACUCCCUACUGUACAUGGUCAGUAUUCCGGACUCGAGAUUUGGGCUGACCUGAAAUUGCAUUCAGUCGCCUCUCAGUCGAAUUAUGCCUUGAAGACAUUUAUUUUAAAGCUGGAUAACGUUCGAGUAGCUAAACUCCACCGACGUAUCUCUGAUCCAUACCAUACAGAGGUACACAAAGAGUAUACAGGGUCUUCAGUAUACCAGCAAAAACUCUCGAAACCAGUGACAGUCUAUAUGGAGGAAAAUAUGGUUAAUCAUAUUGAAGCUGAGCAGACGGAUCCCACUUGGUCAGUGAAUGUGAAGAAGUCAAUUUUGAGUAUAAUCCAGACGAAACUAGUCCCGAAGAAUCCGGAUGUGUCCCCCUUUGAAAAGGAUGUCCCGUUGACAGACAACGACGCUACAAUCUACAAAGUGUACGAAAAUGGUAUUGGUGGGAAUUGUGAAACGUGGUACCAAAUCCAGUCUAUUCAAUCUCCUGACUUCCCCAGUUACGGUCCUGUUUUGAACAUCACAAAGACAAGAGACUAUAAACACUGUAUCCAUAGGCCUGCGUAUGUUCAUCAUAAUCAUGAUAUUCGUGGAUGUGCAUGGGUUUGUUCUCAUAGCCCAAAUAUGAUCCCUCUUCACACACAUUCUAAUUAUCUUCAUCACCCAUUUUCGGAAUGUAUAGGAUGUCCAAAAGGGUAUGAAACGGACAGUAUUCUUGCCAAAUCAUAUUCUCACACGAAGUACAAUGUUAGUGGUACAUUGAACAACAUGACGAUUGAGCAGAUUUACAGUUAUGGGAAGACUGUAUAUCCUGCCUACGGCGACGAACUUGAGGUCAUCUCUCACCAAAACCUGACAUUUAGAUCUGUUACCCCAUCACAAUAUGGAGAGUCGGAAUACAGAUCGUCUCAGCCAAUCAGACACUCUAAUCUUACAUUCCAGUUGCCUCAGCCAAUUGUAUCUGAUCCUACUGAUAGCGUUGAACCCUCUAUGUGGACUGACAGAGUCUCAAGAUACACAAAGUCGGAUUUGUUCGUGACAAAAGAAAACGAAAUAAGAACAAAUUCGUCGUUGGACAUCUCUUUUAUGUCUAUCUUUAACCCUAUCUACCCAAGUGAGGUGAAAAAUACAAUCAUACAAAUCUUGGAAAGUCUUGCCGAUGAUAUCUCUCAAGAGGAUCUAUAUAAUUCUGAAAGCAUUUCAUACAAGAUUAUUGGUUUGAUUAAUGCUCUAUCUGUCAUGUCAUCCCACUAUAUGAAGGCCCUGGUUAAAGAAGUCAUUUCAGCGACAGCCGAUAGACGACAAUAUGAGAAACAUCAAAUUAUGAGGAAACUGUUACUCGAUGCUCUUCCUCAGAGUGGUUGUAACCCUGCUGUUCACAUCAUCGUCUACUUGAUUGAACAUAAAUUAGUCAGUGUGAACGAGGCUCGCGAACUUGUGGAAGGAAUUCCCCAUAAUUUGGUUGAUCCAUCUGAAUAUACAAUUAAUGAAAUGUUUGAACUGAUUCAAAAUCCAGAAGUUCAGGCCCAUCGCACGCUCUUUUCCUCGGCAUCCAUUGCUUUUGGAAAAAUGGUUCAUCGGGCAUGUUUAACUCCUAAGAUAAGAUCUCCAAGUUCUCCGUACAGUAAGAGGCAUGGGUAUUCUGUUCCUGUAACGAGCUCCUUCUUUGGGUUUGACCAAGAACAAGGCCACAUCAGAACUCCGUUUCAUCCUGCCGUUUGUGGUCCUGAACAUGCCAAACAUUACAUUGAGAAAGUAGCUGAUCUUCUAGAAUCUGCAGGAGAGUUUUACAAAAAGAUAGCCUACAUAGAGCUUUUGUCUCACAUCGGUCAUCCUAAUGUUCUGUCCUACCUGAAACCAUAUGUCAUCUAUAAGUCUCCAAGCUGCCAAUCUUUACACAUUGAUGAAUCAGCCCCUGAAAACAGUUGCACUUUUCUCCGCCAGGUGGCCAUUUACGCACUCCACCAUAUCGUCUAUACACACCCUCAAGAG
Molecule: messenger RNA, 2036 nt
Organism: Limulus polyphemus (Atlantic horseshoe crab)
Lineage: Eukaryota; Metazoa; Arthropoda; Merostomata; Xiphosura; Limulidae
Product: vitellogenin-2-like
Exons: 9
Biological process (GO): lipid transport
Molecular function (GO): lipid carrier activity
Source: RefSeq, a predicted model, not a curated record